AUGAGCUCUUUCGCAUUUGUGGUGUCCGCCUUGGACAGAAUCGCCCAACAUGCCGGCCGCAACAAGCAACUGACCGAGCUUGCCGAAAAGGCACUUGCUGCCCUCAAAGAGAACGACCAGGACCUCCCGGACCCCGAAGUUGUCUUUGCGCCCCUGCAACUGGCCACCAAAACAGGCACCGUCCCUCUCACGACAACCGCGCUCGACUGCAUUGGCAAGCUCAUCUCGUAUUCCUACUUCACAGCGCCCUCCGCCCGCGCCCCAUCACAAGAUGGCUCCGAACAGGCGCCGCUCAUUGAGCGUGCCAUUGAUACAAUCUGCGAUUGCUUCCAGGGAGAGGGAACCCCGGGCGAGAUCCAGGUGCAGAUUGUCAAGUCUCUGCUUGCGGCGGUGCUCAACGACAAGAUCAUUGUGCACGGCGCAGGGCUGUUGAAGGCGGUGCGACAGGUCUACAAUAUCUUCUUGCUCUCCAGGAUUACCUCCAACCAGCAAAUUGCCCAGGGGACGCUCACACAAAUGGUUGGCACUGUCUUUGAGAGAGUCAAGACCCGGAUACACAUGAGAGAGGCACGGGCACAACUGGGACAAAAGCCCAGCCACAGCAGCCUGACCAUUGAUCGAUCAGACGACCAGGACACACAGACGGAGAAGGGCGAUAACGAUGAGGGAGCCACACCGCUGGACGAAAAGAGCGAGGCUGGCGCGAAGCUCACGCUCAAGGAUCUUGAACACCGCAAGAGUUUCGACGACUCUCACAUGGGCGACGGGCCUACCAUGGUGUCCCAGGUCAAGCCGGCAAAGAAAUCAACAAGAUCAGUUUCGGAGCAGAGUUUGGCAGAGGCGGCGCACGAGGACACGCCCGAGGCGCUGGAUGCCGAGGACGAGGCCUACAUCAGGGAUGCCUACCUCAUCUUCCGAUCCUUCUGCAACCUGUCCACCAAGGUCCUGACCCCAGAACAGCUCUACGACAUGCGCGGUCAAGGAAUGCGCUCCAAACUGAUCUCUCUCCAUAUUGUUCACACGUUGCUGAAUAACAACAUCGGCGUCUUUACCUCUCCGUUCUGUACCAUCACCAACACAAAGAGCAACGAGCCCACGAGCUUCUUACAGGCCAUUAAAUACUACCUUUGUCUCAGUAUCACCCGCAACGGCGCAAGCUCUGUGGAUAGGGUGUUUGAUGUGUGCUGUGAGAUUUUCUGGCUCAUGAUCAAGUACCUCCGAGCUCCCUUCAAGAUUGAGGUAUUCCUUAAUGAAAUUUAUCUUGCUCUCCUGGCCCGGAAGAACGCCCCUCUUUCUCAAAAGCUCGCCUUUGUUGGCAUCCUGAGGAGGUUGUGUGAUGACCCUCGGGCCUUGGUGGAAAUGUACCUCAACUAUGACUGUGACAGAAAUGUGGACAACAUUCUCCAAAGGAUAGUGGAGGACCUGUCCAAGUUCGCAACAGCCACGAUACCGAUAACGCCGAUGCAAGAACAGCAAUAUGAGGACAACCAUGCUAAGAACGGGGCUGGCGAGUGGCAGCUCAAGAGUGUCUUACCCCCUCCCCUUACUGCCGCCAUGAUCACAAACCCACACGAUACGGAUGGCGAUGUUCCCAAGGAAUAUGCGAUCAAGCGAGUGGCCAUUGACUCGUUGGUUGAAACGUUGCGGUCACUGCUUCAUUGGUCAGAGCCUGGCCGACCUGAGCUCAAUGGUGGCGGUGGGGAGGUAGAAAGAAGAGCGUCCAGCGAUGAGAUCAGGGAAUCGAUUGAUCCCUCCAUGAGCGAGAACGUACCCCGCAUCGACACACCAAUCCCGCCAUCGACCCCGGUGAUUGACGACGACCCAGACCAGCUGGAGAAGGAAAAGGCAAGAAAGACUGCGUUGAGCAACGCCAUCAAGAUCUUCAAUUAUAAGCCCAAAAAUGGCAUCAAGCUUCUGCUCAGGGAUGGCUUCAUCCCAAGCGACAAGCCUGAAGACAUCGCCCAGUUCUUGCUGCGCGAGGAUAGGCUGGACAAGGCGCAAAUCGGAGAAUACCUGGGAGAAGGCGACCAAAAGAACAUCGACAUCAUGCACGCCUUUGUUGACCUGAUGGAUUUCCGAAAGAAGCGCUUCGUCGAGGCUCUGAGGGAGUUUUUGCAGUCUUUCCGUCUGCCUGGUGAAGCCCAGAAGAUUGAUCGCUUCAUGUUGAAGUUUGCCAACAGAUACAUGACCGGCAACCCCAAUGCUUUUGCCAACGCCGACACUCCUUACGUGCUUGCUUACUCGGUCAUCAUGCUAAAUACCGAUUUGCACAGCUCCCAAGUCGUCAAGCGGAUGACCAAGGCUGACUUUAUCAAAAACAAUCGGGGUAUCAACGACAAUGCUGAUUUGCCGGACGAGUAUCUCUUGGGCAUCUACGACGACAUCCAAAGCAACGAGAUCGUUUUGAAGAGUGAGCGAGAAGCCGCAGCCCUUGCAGGUACUCUUCCUGCGCAGUCGACCGGUAUCGCGGCUGGAUUCGGCCAGGCCUUCUCGAAUGUUGGGAGAGACCUGCAGCGCGAGGCGUACGUCCAGCAGUCGGAGGAGAUUGCGCUGCGCUCAGAACAGCUAUUCAGGGACCUCUACCGCAGCCAGCGGAAGAAUGCCUCCAAGGCUGGCACAAAGUUCAUCCCAGCAACGUCUUUCAAGCAUGUUGGGCCAAUCUUUGAUGUCACUUGGAUGUCCUUCUUCUCUGCUCUUUCCGGCUUGAUGCAGGGGACACACAAUCUUACUGUCAACAAGCUGUGCUUGGAAGGCAUGAAGCUGGCCACCAGGAUCGCUUGUUUCUUUGAUCUGGCCACUCCCCGGGAGGCCUUCAUCUCGGUGCUCAAGAAUAUCGCCAAUCUCAACAAUCCACAAGAGAUGCAGGCCAAGAACGUUGAGGCUCUCAAGGUCAUCUUGGAGCUUGGCCAGACAGAAGGAAACCGGCUCAGGGAGUCCUGGAAGGAUGUUCUGCUCUGUAUCAGCCAACUUGAUCGGCUGCAGCUCAUCUCUGGUGGCGUGGACGAAAGUGCUGUUCCAGACGUUUCCAAGGCACGAUUUGUCCCACAACCAGCUGGACGACCAGACACGGCCGACUCUCGAAAGUCUACAUCCUCUUCCAAGAAGAACAGGCCACGAGCCCACACCGGCCCACAAGGAGUAUCGCUCGAGAUUGCACUCGAAAGCCGAUCUGAUGAGGUGAUCAAGAGCGUCGACAGGAUAUUUACAAACAGCGCCAACCUGUCGAGAGAAGCCAUCGUUCACUUUGCCCGCGCCUUGACCGAAGUCAGCUGGGAUGAGAUCAGAGUGUCUGGGUCAAAUGAGUCUCCUCGCACUUAUAGUCUGCAAAAGAUUGUAGAGAUUAGUUCUUACAACAUGACGCGUGUCAGGUUUGAGUGGACUCACAUUUGGGACGUUCUUGGUGAACACUUCAACCGAGUAGGAUGCCACGCCAACUACACGAUUGUCGUUUUUGCCCUGGAUGCUCUCCGUCAGCUUUCGAUGCGUUUCAUGGAUAUCGAGGAACUUGCUGGUUUCAAGUUCCAAAAAGACUUCCUCAAGCCCUUUGAGCACGUCAUGUCCAACUCAAGCGACAACAGAGUCAAGGACAUGAUCCUUCACUGCCUGGUUCAAAUGAUCCAGGCUCGGGGAGAGAACAUCCGCUCCGGUUGGAGGACGAUGUUUGGGGUCUUUACCGUGGCCGCAAGGGACCCAUCAGAGAAUAUUGUCAACCUCGCCUACGAGCACGUCAUUCAGGUCUACAAGACCAGGUUUGGCGUCAUCAUUUCUCAGGGCGCCUUCACCGAUCUUAUUGUAUGCUUGACGGAAUUCUCCAAGAACAUGAAGUUCCAGAAGAAGAGUCUCCAGGCAAUGGAGACGCUCAAGUCAAUCAUUCCGGCCAUGCUCAGGGCGCCUGAAUGCCCGCUCUCUCACAGGACUAAGAAGGUCGAGUCCGAUGCUUUGGUCAUGGAACAGCAGAGAGGAACCUCGGUCGAGGAAGGGUUCUGGUUCCCGGUCCUGUUUGCUUUCCAUGAUGUCUUGAUGACAGGUGAAGACCUCGAGGUCCGGUCCAAUGCAUUGAACUACUUUUUUGAAUCGCUUCUGCGGUAUGGUGGGGACUUCCCCUCGGAGUUUUGGGAUAUUCUUUGGAGACAGCAGCUUUAUCCCAUUUUUAUGGUUCUCCGCUCGAGGCCAGAGAUGACCAAUGCGCUCAACCACGAGGAGCUGUCGGUGUGGCUCUCAACAACCAUGAUCCAAGCCCUUCGCAACAUGAUCACGCUCUUCACUCACUACUUUGACGCCCUCGAGUACAUGUUGGACCGGUUUUUGGAGCUCCUGGCUCUCUGCAUUUGCCAGGAGAACGACACCAUUGCUCGAAUUGGCAGCAACUGUCUGCAGCAGCUCAUUCUCCAGAACGUCACCAAGUUCACUCCCGAGCACUGGUCCAAGAUCGUCGGUGCCUUUUGCGAGCUGUUUGAGAGGACGACAGCAUACCAGCUCUUUUCCGCCACCACCAUCAACUCAACCGCUUCGUUGUCGCCACCUCCCAACGGGCUGGACUUUGGUGCUGCCCUGAGCCCAACCUCGGAGGCUCACCCAGUCGACGAGAAGUCUCUCAAGAUCAACGGCACAGAGUCCAACGGCCACGUUUCCGACACCGAAGUGCCACCCAUCGUGGUGGAAAGCAGCCCAGAAACAGACGCCUCACCCGCCUCCGCCAACCCCUCGGCCAUGGCAGCCACCCCAAUCACCCCCCAACUGGAAGAAUUCAAGCCCACCAACACGCUCCAGCAGCAGCCGGUAGUCGUCACAGCCGCCCGGCGCAAGUUUUUUAACCGUAUCAUCUCCCGCUGCGUCCUCCAGCUCCUCAUGAUUGAAACGGUCAACGAGCUCUUCUCCAACGACGCCGUCUACGCGCAGAUUCCCUCCGCCGAACUCUUGCGCCUGAUGGCCCUCCUCAAGAAAUCCUUCCUCUUCGCCAAGCGCUUCAACGCGGAUAAGGAGCUGCGGAUGAGGCUCUGGAGGGAAGGGUUCAUGAAGCAGCCUCCCAACCUGCUCAAGCAAGAAUCCGGCAGCGCGGCAACAUACGUGGCGAUUUUGUUUAGGAUGUUUGGGGACAAGUCGCCUCAGCGACAGGACAGCAAGGGGGAUGUGGAGGCUGCGCUUGUACCGCUUUGCCAGGAUAUUAUACGGGGGUAUAUCACGCUGGAUGAGGAGUCUCAGCACAGGAACAUUGUGGCGUGGAGGCCGGUGGUGGUGGAUGUGCUGGAGGGGUUUGCCGGGUUCCCGGAGGAGAGUUUCAAGGAGCAUAUCAAGAACUUUUACCCCUUGGUUGUGGAGUUGUUGGGGAAGGAGUUGGGGAGUGAGCUGAGGGGGGCGUUGCUUGGGGUUUUGAGACGGGUGGGGGAGGUUGGGUUGGGGAUUGAGAAUAUGGGGCUUUGUACUGCUGGGUUGAAUGGGGAGGGUGGGCAAGUGGGGGGACACCAUGGGAGGAGUCAUAGUGUUUUUAGUGUGCAGGCUGGUCAUCAGGGGGAUGGGGGGGAGGAUCCGUCUAGUAGGUUUAUGGGACGGGGGUGA
Podospora anserina S mat+ is the source of this 5556-nucleotide messenger RNA. RefSeq lists its product as uncharacterized. The transcript has 2 exons. NCBI's taxonomy places the organism in Eukaryota, Fungi, Ascomycota, Sordariomycetes, Sordariales, Podosporaceae. Gene Ontology annotation, biological process: regulation of ARF protein signal transduction. The record is from RefSeq and is a predicted model, not a curated record. Gene Ontology annotation, molecular function: guanyl-nucleotide exchange factor activity. Bases 1 to 5556 code for a protein of 1851 amino acids.